AUGGCUUCCAAAGAUCACAGUUUCGAAGAGAGGCAGGUUGAUCCUGCUGCGCGUCACUCUCUGCAGGGUUCGGGCAUCGACGAGAAAGCAGCCGCCAUGCACACCGAGAACGCGCAUGAAGCGGCUGCGAGAGGUCAUGUGGCCACCGACAAAUACGGUCAUCCCAUCGUCGUCUUCGACCCCAAAGCCGAGGCGAGGCUGCGCAUGAAGAUCGACCUCUAUAUUGUGCCCACCGUGGCGCUCCUGUAUCUAUUUUGUUUCAUCGAUCGAGCCAAUAUUGGCAAUGCCAAACUCGCCGGCUUCGAGAAAGAAUUAGGGUUGACAGGAUACGACUACAACAUUGUUCUUUCGGUCUUCUACGUCUCGUACAUCCUUUUCGAGCUUCCGGGUAAUGUGGCCUGCAAAUACUUCGGCCCUGGCUGGUUCAUUCCUGCCGUCUCACUGGGAUUCGGCAUCUGCUCGCUGGGAACGGCUUUCGUGCACAACAUGUCGGCAGCGUGCGGUGUGCGCUUCCUCCUCGGCAUCUUCGAGGCUCCCAUGCUACCGGGAAUCGCGUACUAUCUGUCCCGAUGGUACCGACGAAGCGAGCUGGCUUUCCGCCUGUCGCUGUACAUCGUGAUGGCGCCUCUCGCAGGCGCCUUCGGUGGUCUUCUCGCCUCGGCCAUCCUCAACCUCGACAGUUUCGGCAGUCUCCACACGUGGCGCAUGAUCUUUGCCAUCGAAGGCAUCAUCACGUGUGGCCUCUCGGUCGUCGCCUUCUUCACCCUGACCGACCGCCCCGCAACCGCCCGGUGGUUGACUCAAGAGGAGAAGGACCUGGCCAUUGCACGGGUCAAGUCCGAGAGAGUCGGCACGACCGAAGUCCUCGACAAGCUGGACGUGCCCAAGAUCCUCCGUGGGAUCAUCAGCCCCCUCACCCUCUCGACCGCGUUCAUCUUCCUGCUCGACAAUAUCACCGUGCAAGGUCUGGCCUUUUUCCUACCCACCAUCGUACGAACCAUCUACCCGAAAAACUCGGUGGUGUCGCAACAACUGCACACCGUCCCACCGUAUGUGGUGGGGGCCUUUUUCACCGUCAUGUUCCCGUUCCUGUCGUGGCGCUUCGACCGCCGCAACAUCUUCUUCAUCAUGUCCACGCCGCUGAUGAUGGUCGGCUACAUCAUGUUCCUGGCCAGCACGAACGCGCAGGUCCGCUACGGCGCCACCUUCCUCAUCGCCGCCGGCGCCUUCUCGUACGGCGCCCUCUGCAACGCCCAGGUCUCGGCCAAUGUCGUCUCCGACACCGCCCGCUCCGCCGCCAUCGGCACCAACGUCAUGUUGGGCAACGUCGGCGGCUUGAUCUCGACAUGGUCGUUUCUGCCUUUUGAUGGGCCGAAUUACCAUAUUGGCAACGGCCUGAACCUGGCCACGUCCUCCACCAUUUUGGUCUGCUCUAUUCUCUUGCAGCUCUGGAUGUAUGCCGACAAUAAGCGACGAGAGAAGAAGGACGUGGAUGCUGAGUUGGAUGGGUUGUCGAUGAAGCAGGUCCAGGAUUUGGAUUGGCGGCAUCCGGCUUUCAGAUGGAAGCCAUAA
Messenger RNA from Capronia coronata CBS 617.96, 1572 nucleotides. RefSeq lists its product as uncharacterized. Gene Ontology annotation, cellular component: membrane. Gene Ontology annotation, biological process: transmembrane transport. The record is from RefSeq and is a predicted model, not a curated record. The coding region runs from base 1 to 1572 and encodes 523 amino acids. The transcript is spliced from 3 exons. Gene Ontology annotation, molecular function: transmembrane transporter activity. Lineage: Eukaryota; Fungi; Ascomycota; Eurotiomycetes; Chaetothyriales; Herpotrichiellaceae.